AUGUCGUUCUCCCUCUCGGACCCGGACUUUGCGCUCAUCCUGAAUGGAAUUAACCAAUCCCCAAAGGCUACCUUAAAGGAGAAGGCCCCAGAGCAGCCAGCCCAGGCAGCUCCAGUACCUGCGCCUAAUGCACCUCCAGCGUCUUCGUCAAAGCCCCAGAUCGACCUGGACGACACCCCGCCGGGAUCACCCGCUACCGACCCCAUCUCCCGCUCUCCCCCCAUAUCCAAUUCUGCCUUCUUCCGGGCGGCGGAUGGUAGCAACACUUCCCCGGUACGCACGCGCUUAUCGCCUGGAAAUGGCGCGCCUACCCUACGCACUCGGCAACCAUCUGCUGAGUCCACACAUUCCAUCUCGGGCCGCCUCGGACCAGAUAGCGCAUUCUCAGAGGUGGUGGGCUUGGUUGCGGAUGCUAAACAGGGAUCAAAGGAGCGGGUUGAGGUGGACGUCAGACUAUUGAGUGGGAUCGUUGCUGAGGUGGAGGAGCUAAAGGAGGUGAUUUCGGGAUUGAGGAACAAGUAUACUGGUGCCAAGCGUACAUCCCAGCAGUAUUCCGAAGGUCUCACUGUUGCUGGAGAAGAGUACGACAAGGAGGUUGCGCUCCGACACGAUCUCGAAGCGGAGAUCAGCCGGCUCAGAGCGGCGGUCCACUCGCAAACGGCUCGACUAAGCGUCAUCUCGGGCGAUGAGCGGAGACAGGAGAAUAUGCGACGGAGAAGUCACGAUUUGGCGAAUUCGUUGACGGGUUUGGAGAGGGAUAUCUCGAGGUUGAGGGCGCAGAGGGAUAUGACGCUGGCGGAGGUAGAAGAGCUGCAGAAAAGGCAUAGCGCGGGUACAGAAGUCGGCGAGGCUGCCGAGCUCUCCCAGUCCCUCACUCACCGGCUCGACACAAUCAAGGAGCAAUAUCGGGAAGAGCUCGAGCCGCUCACAGCUCAGCGCGAGGCCCUCCAGCGCGAAAUCGCCGACCUCCGCGAGACGCGUGACCAAUUUCUCGAAGAGUCUACCGCGCUCGCAGCAAAGAACGAGGACCUCGCCGAGCUCAACGCCCAGCUCUCACGCCAGGUCGAGACGAUGCACGAGAACCUGGCACGUCAGCGCGGUCCCACCGUAUUCCCCAAGCGGGGCCACCAUCCCUCCAACUCGCCGAGCCUCUCAUCGCUCGCCACCUCUGCCACGCUCCAAGAGGUACCGGAGGAAACGGCUCGCGUCGUCAAAGUUACGAAGCCCGACCCACAGCCUAUCGAGGCGGCCCCAGCCCGUCGAUUCAAAUGGUACGGCUACAAAUCGUCCAAGGGGCCUUCGGUCGGCGGGGAGCCUAUCUCUUCAGCGAGCAUAUCGAGGCCGCUCGCUCUGGGCCUGCCAGGUCCGGGCGGGCUGGACCGAAAACUCCAGCGACCGAGUACCGAGUUUGGCGUGAGGGAGCACUCGUUCCAGCAACACUCGAGUAUGCGGUUUGCGCGGUGUGAUCUGUGUGCCGAGAAGAUGUGGGGGUUGCAAGAGGUACGAUGUACAUCAUGCGGAACGGUCUGUCACGCCAAAUGCGCUGAGAAGCUCCCGAGGAGCUGUGCGGGAAGCAAGAGCGGUGUGCACGAUCACAUGGACGGACCACUUCCUCCAUCCAUGUUUGGUCGAGAGCUUGCCGAACAAGCAUCUGCAGAUCGCCAAGAUGUACCGGUCAUUGUCACCAAGAGCAUAUCAGCCGUCGAGGCGGUCGGCAUGGAGUAUGAGGGUAUCUACCGAAAGACAGGCGGCUCGUCCCAAUCCAAGCAGAUCCAACAGCUCUUUGAGCGUGGUGACUAUGAUGCCUUCGACCUCGCCGAUGUCGAGGCCUUCAACGACAUCUCGAGCGUGACAAGUACGCUCAAGACAUAUUUCCGGCAACUUCCAAAUCCGCUCUUGACGCAUGCGCUACACGAGAGCUUUGUCGCUGCUGCCACCAUCAAGGAUAUGUCAAAUCGCCAUACCGCCCUCACUGCGCUACUGAAAGAACUCCCCAAGGAGCAUUACAACACCCUCCGCGCCCUCAUGCUUCACCUGAAUCGCGUGACGGCCGCUAGCGGAAACAACCUUAUGACUAGUCAGAAUCUCGGUGUGGUCUUUGGACCGACCCUCAUGCGCUCGUCAGACCCCAAUAGGGAGUUUGGGGAUAUGGGCGGCAAGGCGAUGUGUAUCCAGUGGAUGGUGGAGAACGCUGCGAGCGUGUUCGCGGAGGAAAGAUGA
Dioszegia hungarica is the source of this 2220-nucleotide messenger RNA. RefSeq lists its product as uncharacterized. Gene Ontology annotation, biological process: signal transduction; regulation of GTPase activity. The transcript is spliced from 8 exons. NCBI's taxonomy places the organism in Eukaryota, Fungi, Basidiomycota, Tremellomycetes, Tremellales, Bulleribasidiaceae. Bases 1 to 2220 code for a protein of 739 amino acids. Gene Ontology annotation, cellular component: cytoplasm. The record is from RefSeq and is a predicted model, not a curated record.